Messenger RNA from Penicillium waksmanii, 1782 nucleotides. RefSeq lists its product as uncharacterized. Bases 1 to 1782 code for a protein of 593 amino acids. Gene Ontology annotation, biological process: transmembrane transport. The record is from RefSeq and is a predicted model, not a curated record. Lineage: Eukaryota; Fungi; Ascomycota; Eurotiomycetes; Eurotiales; Aspergillaceae. The transcript has 4 exons. Gene Ontology annotation, molecular function: transmembrane transporter activity.
AUGGCCAUUCUCAGCAAGCUUCACAGAAUUGUGGGUGAAAAGCCUGCUGCGAACUCUCAUGAAGCUUCGAUAAGUGACCCAAAUGUCGUCCAGAUGAAAGCAAAUGACAAGGAGGCUGCACAUGACAUGAAUGAAAUUGCUGGAGUAUCUAAAAAUGAUGAAGAUAGACCAACUGAAGAUGCACAAGUUGGCGUGAGACAAAUUGAGGCAGUCACAUUGGCCUGGGGAAAGGGUAUUUGGUUUCUCACACUCAUCAAUAACAUGAAAAGCUCCAUGGUCUAUAGCUUGACUGCCUAUGCCACGAGUUCAUUCAUGGGCCAUUCCCUUUUGACAGUCAUCACUAUUGUCGCCAAUGCCAUGACAGCUGCGGUUUAUAUCCCCAUGGCCAAAGCGUUAGAUCUCUGGGGACGCGCAGAGGGUCUUCUUCUUAUGACUUUGUUUUGUAUUAUCGGACUUAUUCUUCUCGCUACUUCGCAAAACCUUGAGACUUACUGUGCUGGAGAGGUAUUUUACUCUGUCGGCUUUGGUGGGCUUGCAUAUAGCUGGGAUGUUCUUGCAGCAGAUGUGACGAAUCUGAGAAAUCGUGGUUUGGCAUUUGCUUUCACUUCAUCUCCAGCUUUGAUCUCUGCAUUUGCAGGUUCCAAGGCCGCAGCGGAGUUUCUCCUCCAUGUCGACUGGCGCUGGGGUUAUGGGAUCUGGGCAAUCAUCUUGCCAUUUUUUGCUCUACCAAUCUAUUUGAUUCUGGCACACAGUUUGCGCAAAGCCGAGAGAAAAGGAAUUAUCGUCAAGGAGAAGAAGUCAUGGAGUUUUAAUCUACAGACCAUCCAGUGGAUUUUUAUCGAGUUUGAUGUCCUAGGCGUUAUAUUGUUUGCUGGCGGGUUCGUCGUUUUUCUUUUGCCCUUCACGCUGGCUAGCAGUGCCCCCGAUGGAUGGAAAACCGGAUAUAUCAUUGCAAUGAUAGUAGUGGGAUUUGUCACUAUCAUAGUGUUUGGGCUAUACGAGACUUAUGUUGCUUCAAGGCCGUUCUUGGACUACAAAUUUCUCACCGAUCGAACAAUUCUGGGCGCGUGCCUACUGGAUAUGACAUACCAGAUCUCAUAUUAUUGCUACGGCAGCUAUCUGUCAUCCUUUUUGCAAGUGGUAUAUGAAUUGGAUGUGGCCACUGCCGGAUACGUUGGAAACACCUUCAGCGUGGUCUCUUUUGUCUUCCUGUUCAUCGCUGGUUGGCUUAUUCGAUGGACUGGCCGCUUCAAGUGGAUCCUUUGGAUAUGCGUUCCGAUGUACAUUUUUGGGCUGGGUCUUAUGAUCCACUUCCGUCAGCCAGGUGGCUAUAUCGGGUACAUUGUCAUGUGUGAAGUGUUUUUCUCUGUGUCUGGUGGUAUCUUCAUUCUUUGCGUGCAGAUAGCUGCUCUUGCCUCGGUCGACCACCAACACGUCGCUGCAGCUUUGGCACUUGUGUUCGUGUCGGGUAGCAUUGGCGGAGCUAUUGGAAGUGCUAUAUGUGGAGCCAUCUGGACAAACACCUUCUUGAAGCAACUGGAGCUUCAUCUUCCCGCAUCUGCCAUGCCGAAUUUGGCUCUGAUUUACUCACAGCUUCCUGUGCAGCUAAGUUACGAAGUUGGGAGCCCUGAGCGUGAUGCUAUUGUUAAAGCGUAUGGCUAUGCCCAACCAAAAAUGCUCAUUGCUGGAACCGUGUUUAUGGUCCUGGGCUUUAUUUGGGUCGGGAUGAUGAAGAACUUGAAUGUUAAGAAAAUGACCCAGACUAGGGGAAAUGUCUUUUAG